UGGUGUCAGGUGCAUGGCGGCAGUCAGUAGUAUGGAGUGUGUGAAAGGUGUUAAAGGAGUGAUUUUAGACAUGUGUGGAGUUCUGUAUGACAGCGGAGAGGGUGGAGGGAUACCGAUUCAAGGAUCCAUAGAGGCAGUGAAGAGGCUCAUGGACUCGGGUCUGAUCCUGCGCUUCUGCACUAAUGAGACUCAGAACACGCGAGAGAAGUUCGUGCAGAAACUGCGGAGAAUGGGGUUUGACAUCAGUGUGAGUGACGUGUUCUCGCCUGCGCCUGCGCUCAUGCGCAUCCUGAGAGAGAGAGGACUGCAGCCACACCUGCUGGUGCAUGAUGAUCUAAUCCCAGAGUUUGAUGGUAUAGAGAUGAAUUCUCCAAACUGUGUUGUCAUUGGAGACGCAGCAGACCGGUUUUCCUAUGAGAAUUUGAACGAAGCUUUCCGUGUUCUGAUCGGACUGAAGAAGCCGAUUCUCUUCUCUCUGGGUCAAGGACGCUACUACAAGGAGACUGAUGGUUUAAAGUUGGAUGUGGGGGUUUUCAUGAAGGCACUGGAGUACGCCUGUGAUGUUCAGGCAGAGGUCGUUGGAAAACCAUCACCAGAAUUCUUCCAGAGCGUUCUGAGAGACAUGAAUCUACAACCGCAUGAAGUUGUGAUGGUUGGCGAUGAUCUGGUUAAUGAUGUGGGUGGAGCUCAGCGUUGUGGAAUAAAAGGUGUUCAGGUCAGGACGGGUAAAUACAGGCCGAGUGAUGAAGAUCAUCCCAGCGUGAAAGCAGACGCGUAUGUGGACGACCUUGCUGCUGCUGUGGACGCAAUACUGACACAAAAACACUAACUGAUCUCAGAUCUGUUAACUCAACUUGUUUUGUGAAAGAUGAAUUAAAUGAAACACAAGUCGUUAACAAAACAAAUCAUCAAUUUGUUCAAAGAUGAUAAAGUCUAUUUUAAGACCAAGAGUUAAAUUCACUGUAACAUUACUACCAUGAAUAUCAAGCAGUUGUCUCCAUAAAAGUUUGUUUUCUUGAUGCAGAAUAUAAUUCAUAUUAGGAUGAAAUCUCAGCCGGGUGUGUUGCAGAUUAUUUUGUAGGUAGUUAGUUUAACGUUUGCAUUGUUAAAGCAGCGAGCGAGGGAGUAAGGAGCAUUCAGGACAAUAGUGGGAAAUCUCUGGUGUCCUUGCCCUGGACAGACACGCUUCAUACAGCAGCGCACGCGGCAGACUGCAGAACAAACAUCUGAGAUCUUUUGUUAAUCUGGAGCAGAGGUCACACACACGCACACACACACACGGUGCCUUUUUCUCACGCCAGCUUCUUUAAAUUGGGAACUGAGUGUUUGUGUGUUUGUUCAGGAAGUUCAGUCUGCUGUCCUACUUUCAACAUGACUUCUUUCACAACAGACACUAAAGCUGUUGGUCUCAAUCUUAUAUAUUGUGUUGAAUUUGAAGCGUAAUAAAGUUCAGUUUGUUUUGCGUGAGCAGAAGCAUAAAAAGAGGAGCAGGAUUAAAGAUCAUCAUCCUGAAAUGAAAAUGAGCCCAUAUUUUACUCACCCUUGACUUUUUUGUUUCAGUCAGAGUUAUAUUUUACAUGAUUUCAUUUUUUCAACUUGUGAUUGUGUGUAAGGAUGUUGGUGUUUGAGCAGAAGAAAUAUUUGCAGUUACAACACUCAACAUUCACUGUAAAGUGAGAUAUCAUUUCUUUAACAGAAAAGGACAACAAUAAACAUCUGAUAAAGGCCUAUAGCUUUCUUCUUCUUCAUGUCGUGAUGUCUAUCAUUUGAAACACAGCCCCUAAGACACUGAUUCUCAAAACUGGAGGGGGUUUCCUAGGAA
Messenger RNA from Paramisgurnus dabryanus, 1822 nucleotides. It is a transcript of the gene lhpp, whose product is annotated as phospholysine phosphohistidine inorganic pyrophosphate phosphatase. Lineage: Eukaryota; Metazoa; Chordata; Actinopteri; Cypriniformes; Cobitidae. Gene Ontology annotation, biological process: dephosphorylation. Gene Ontology annotation, molecular function: phosphatase activity; inorganic diphosphate phosphatase activity. Gene Ontology annotation, cellular component: cytoplasm; cytosol. The record is from RefSeq and is a predicted model, not a curated record.